AUGCCCCUUUUGGAGGGAAGUCGAUUUACAGGGUUCUAUGGACAUCCGAAAGUUCAAAGACGCUCUGAUUUCUGGGAACUCAUGAGAAGACUUUCCUGCUGUGGUAUAGAAGAGCUACCUUGGAUUAUGGAGGGUGACUUCAACGAAGUUCGCUGCCAGGCUGAUUGCUGCCAAAGAAGUCGGCGACCGUGGAGUCAAAUCGAGAGCUAUAACCGAGCUCUUAAGUACUGCGGACUGAAACCGCUUCCAUGCGAUUUAAAGUUCACUUGGCACAAUCAACGUAAGGGUGAAGAUGUGCGUUGGCUGCGCCUGGACAGAUUUGUUGGCAACAGGUCUGCUUUUGACUUGAUGGAGCUUAGGAUGGUGAAGGGGCUUGAUACUCAUCGCUCGGACCACAACCCGCUGCUCCUUGAUUUUUGUGUUAAAGAUCUGAUGACGGAAGAAAUGAAUGGAGACAAACGCUUCUAUUUUGAGCAUAAGUGGCUGCUCGACAAAAAAUUUCCUGCAGACUUUCUUUGGGCGAAAAAGAAAUUUGAAUCUCCCACGAGAGAAUUAGCUAAGCUAAGGCAGCAACGUCUUAAGCUUUUGAAGACCGGGGCUGAAUCCAAGAAUUUUCAUAAAGAACUCUACAAACUCAACAAAGAGAUCGAAAAGAUGACUGAGGCGGAGGAAAUCCAUUGGAAACAACGCUCACGGACGAGCUCACCCAGCCCCAAACUGAUCUCGAAGGUUUCGGAGAUCACGACAACCUUCUUCGGAAAGGCGAUACAAGAGCAGAUGGGUUCGAACUUCACUGAGCAUAAAGUCAAAAAAGCUGUCUUCGAGAUGCACCCGAAUAAGGGAUUUUCGUCAUUGCUGAGAAGUUAUGAGAAUCAAGGACUAUUUAGCGGCAUCUCCCUCGCCCGUUUUCGCUCGACGAUCACUAAUCUCUUCUUCACCGACGACAGCCUCAUUUUCUUUAAGGCGAACGAAGAGGUAGCAAAGGGUUUUAAAGAAGUCCUCCAUAUUUAUGAAUCGGCCUCUAGUCAAGUGAUAAACCUCGACAAAUCAACUGUCUCUUUUAGCCCAAACACGAAGCAAAGCAAUAUUGAUGGAGUACUCCAACAGCUGGGUAUUUGCGAAUCGCAGGGGCACGCCAUGUACCUCGGCUUGCCCACUUUCAUUCUCAAGCAAAAAAAGAUCCAAUUCGAGUACUUACGCGAUCGGAUCUUUAAAAAGUUGCAAGGGUGGGACAACAAACUCUUUUCUGCAGGAGGAAAGGAGGUUCUCAUCAAGUCGGUACUUCAAUCCAUCCCUACCUAUGCUAUGGCGUGUUUUUGCUUGCCGGUUGGGAUCUGCUCGGAUAUCCAAAAGGCAUGUUGUGAUUUUUGUUGGGGAGCUAACGAGAAAGGAAAGAAUAUUCACUGGGCUUCUUGGGAUCGCCUCUGCAAACCAAAAGCUAGAGGUGGGGUGGGCUUCCGAAAAUUAUGUGCAUUCAACCAAGCCCUCCUCGCUAAGCAAGUUUGGCGGCUGCUAAAAAAUCCGAACACUCUAUUCGGGAGAGUUUUAAAGCAAAGAUAUUUCAGAGAAGGAAACUUGAUGGAGGCCAAGGUUGCUGAUUUUAUCUCUACUGAUCGGCAGUGGAAUAAAGACAAACUCUCGGAGGUCUUCCCCGCUUUUCUGGUACCCGCUAUCUGCACAAUUGAUAUUCCGCACGAACCGAAAAGUGAUACCUUCUUUUGGGGCUUUGAUGAAAUGGGGCGCUACUCCAUUAAAUUUGGGUACCUGUGCACUACAGAUUUUUAUACCACUCCGGAAAAUGUGUCUUCUUCCUAUGAUGAACACUGGUGGAAGAAGGUGUGGAGUUUGCACGUCCCACCUAAAGUUAAACAUUUUUGCUGGCGAGCUCUCAAUAAUUUAGUGUCGGUUGAUGCUAUUCUCGCUAGCCGGCAUAUUCCGGUCUCUGGCAUUUGCUCAUGGUGUAGGAGAGACUGGGGAACUAUUGUUCAUUGUCUGAUUUCGUGUGAUAGGGUCCGAGAUGCUUGGAAGAAUACGGGGUUUUGGGAAGAUAUCGGUCCUUUGGUGCACUUGUCCCUGCGUGAUCUCAGCGGUGUGGUGCUGGAUCGAAAGGGUAUUGAAGGUCUUGAACUUUGGUGCUUUCAGCUGUGUUUUGUUUGGAAAAAGUUUGUGUGA
Molecule: messenger RNA, 2172 nt
Organism: Salvia miltiorrhiza (redroot sage)
Lineage: Eukaryota; Viridiplantae; Streptophyta; Magnoliopsida; Lamiales; Lamiaceae
Exons: 6
Coding region: 1-2172 (723 amino acids)
Source: RefSeq, a predicted model, not a curated record